UAUCGGUUCCUUAAAAAACAUUGAUUCGUUUGUAAAAAAAUAAAAUAAAAUUGAUUGGAUUGGGAUGAUUCUUAGGUUGAAGUGAAAGAAAGAAAGAAGCGUUGAUGCGAUCAGGAAUGGAAAGGUUGAAGUCCGGUGGUAUUCUAUGGUUAGAGGGUUUGAGAGAAGCUUGUUGUCUUCAUCGCGUUAUUAUUCUCUGUCUCAGGUCCAAACCUCUUAUGCUCCGAACUGGCCAGUGUUUCCUCCUUAAUGGUUUCAUUUUCUUAGGAAGUAUAUUCGUCCUAAACUCGGUUGUCAUCCCUGCUUUGUGGUGGAUAUUACCCGAUCAAUGCUCGCAGCUUGUUUCUCAUAAACUGUGUGCCUUAGCUGGAACUUUGAAAUUUUAUUCUUUCUUACGUCUUGUUCUCAUUCAACUCUUUUAUGCUCUUUGGUUUUACCCAUUAUAUGUGUUUAGCAUAGUUCUGAGCACCCUCUGGUACAAUGACAUUGCUAAGUAUGGGUAUGCCGCAAUGGGAAGAUCUAAGUUUACUGUGGAUAACAGCUCCGGCCAAAACAACACAGUAACUAUGCAAAAUGCUUAUCAAGCAAAAAGACCAUCUGGCCUUGGAGGGGUCAUGAUUGGAAUAGGAGAGCAGGUGUACUCGAUACUCCUUUUGAGCGUUUUCUUUCUUGAGGUUUAUGCAACUGGUUUCAUACCAUACAUAGGAAAGGUGCUCAAUUUUUUACUUCUUUCGUGGAUGUAUGCAUAUUACUGCUUCGAGUAUAAAUGGAAUUUCAACGAAGUGGCUCUUGACAGAAGGCUGGACUACUUUGAAUCUUACUGGCCAUUUUUUGCUGGUUUUGGAAGUCCUUGUGUUUUGGCUAUAUUCUUUUUCUCUCCUCUUGUGAGUUAUGGGAUUAUGGCUAUACUUUAUCCACUGUUUGUUCUAACUGCAACUGGGUCGGAGGCUGAACAAGAAAUAUCCUUUGAAAAAAAUAAAUGGAGAGCUGCAGGAGUGGAAAGGCUUCCAAUAUUUUAUGUUGCAGAUAAUGUGUCGAUGUGGAUUUUAUCUCUUUUACCCCUGGAGAAACGGGACCGGAUGCAAGACAGAAAAGCAAAAUAAGAUUAUUGUAGUCAACGCUUCUGGCAUAACUGACAACUGGAUAAAUUUAUUUAACAUGCUGAUGCGGAGUGAACUACACACUACAUGAUUUCCUAAUUCAGGUGCAGAAGAUUAAAGGCUUAACGCUGCAAACUGCUGCCGGAACUAAGUCGACCAUGUUAUAGAGAAUUUCUACUUUGUGUAGGAUCUGCCCUAACUUGGGGUUUGUGUUUUAGGAAUCCUGCUUGUAGUCCUUCGACCGCUACCUUCUACAUUGUAUAGAUUAUACUGAAUUUGGUUGUAAGUUGUAAGUCUUAAUUUGUACAUAAUAUUCAUAACCCUCGUCAAUAUAUUUAUGCAAAAUUACUUAUGUGAUCCUUUAACUUUUCUUAA
Molecule: messenger RNA, 1475 nt
Organism: Medicago truncatula (barrel medic)
Lineage: Eukaryota; Viridiplantae; Streptophyta; Magnoliopsida; Fabales; Fabaceae
Product: protein EI24 homolog
Exons: 11
Coding region: 105-1103 (332 amino acids)
Biological process (GO): macroautophagy
Cellular component (GO): endoplasmic reticulum
Source: RefSeq, a predicted model, not a curated record